Molecule: messenger RNA, 1164 nt
Organism: Perkinsus marinus ATCC 50983
Lineage: Eukaryota; Perkinsozoa; Perkinsida; Perkinsidae
Exons: 3
Coding region: 1-1164 (387 amino acids)
Source: RefSeq, a predicted model, not a curated record
AUGAACACUGUUCAUGUUGCUAGAAUCAUACGUAAGCGUGGUGACGUGGACGAAGACACCAACGAGAUCGGUGACAAAAGACCACGACUUGAACCACCACUACGAGUUCCCACCAAUCCAUUACCACCCCUACAACGACCACCCUAUUUGGACAUUUCAAUAGACGGCGGGGCCCAAUCUGAUUCUGACGACUCGCUGCUACCCUUAAGACCUCUUGCUGCUGCUGGGGAUCCUGCCGGAAUCCGAGUGGUUUCGAGUGGCUGCUUUGACUUCGCCCCACAGGCUGGCCCGCAUAGGCCCAUUGGGGAAGACGAGCAGUUGACGAGAGGCCACGAAGACUUCCACCUUCCCCAUGCAAUGUCUGACUCUGUCAUGCAGCCAUGUGACGAUGCCGGUUCCGUUGAUUGUGUACAUGCCGCUCGCUCUAGUCAAAGACCCCUACCUGAACUCUGCCUCAAACUUCGGGUUACCCGAAUCGGCUACUUACUCUGCUCUUCUGUUUGUGCUACUCUUUCGACGUGGGGCUUAGAGACUUCAAGCCUCUGCCAGAUAUCCCAUACCGUCAAGCUGGGGGAUGGCGAGCUCCGGGAUGUUCACCAAGCACUAGAAGUACCGGUCGUGUUGAGAGAUCUAGAUAACUCGCCUGUUAUUGAUGAUAUUGUCUCCGUCCGUGUACUAGAGUCGGUCACCAGACAGCCCUUCUUGCUUAUUGGGCGUGACUUGAUUCAAGCUUGGGAUUUACGGGUAUUUGGAGCGUCGAAGGUCACUACUGCUACAGGCAAGCUGUUGUUCUCAUCGCUACCUGCUGAUCAACUGGCCUUGUCAACCGAGUUCAUCUAUGAUGUGAACAGCCUCCUCAAUGUCGACGAUACCUUCAAGGAAACAACUUGCACAACUUCGGUGGCGGUGCAACCAGAUCCAGCUGUCAUUGCCUUCGAGACUCAGCUCGAGCCUACCAUUGCCGAUGAGUUACGCCUUUGGCUUGCGAACCUUGCCAGGAGAAGCAAGCGACAAUUUGGCAGUGCUGAAUCUGGAUCCUAUGGUAUACAACUGCACUUCUUACCGAGCAAUGCGCCCAAGGAUACUACCCUGCAGACCCAUUAUUCCGAGCUAUCCAUUCCCGAGCCCAAGAGUCCCACCAUCGUGCACCGGUGUGUCGAGUGA